Messenger RNA from Carica papaya (papaya), 1115 nucleotides. Its product is annotated as putative xyloglucan endotransglucosylase/hydrolase protein 23. Gene Ontology annotation, molecular function: xyloglucan:xyloglucosyl transferase activity; hydrolase activity, hydrolyzing O-glycosyl compounds. The record is from RefSeq and is a predicted model, not a curated record. Gene Ontology annotation, cellular component: cell wall; apoplast. Gene Ontology annotation, biological process: xyloglucan metabolic process; cell wall biogenesis. NCBI's taxonomy places the organism in Eukaryota, Viridiplantae, Streptophyta, Magnoliopsida, Brassicales, Caricaceae.
AACCUGCUCAUCUAUCCACAAAUCAGUAAGUAUAACAAUCUUUUGCCCACAACCCACAAAGCAAUUCCCUCUGAAAUGGCUUCUUCAAUCCUCACUUUCACUUUGAUUUUACUUGCUUCUUCGAUUACUGCAUCCUGCGCCGGAAACCUCCAUAGACAUUUCGACAUCACUUGGGGAGAUGGCCGGGGCAAGAUUUUAAACAAUGGCGAACUUCUUACUCUGUCUCUUGACAAAGCCUCUGGCUCCGGCUUCCAGUCCAAGAACGAGUAUCUUUUCGGCAAGAUCGAUAUGCAACUCAAGCUUGUCUCCGGAAACUCUGCCGGCACCGUUACUGCCUACUAUUUGUCUUCAAAAGGGUCGACUUGGGAUGAGAUUGAUUUUGAGUUCUUGGGAAAUCUUAGUGGUGAUCCUUACAUUCUUCACACUAAUGUGUUUAGUCAAGGCAAGGGAAAUAGAGAACAACAGUUCUAUCUCUGGUUUGACCCAACUGCUGAUUUUCACACUUAUUCCAUUCUGUGGAAUCCUCAAAGAAUUAUAUUUUCUGUUGAUGGAACUCCGAUCAGAGAGUUCAAGAACAUGGAGUCCAUUGGUGUUCCGUUUCCAAAGAAUCAGCCGAUGAGAAUCUAUUCCAGUCUGUGGAAUGCUGAUGAUUGGGCUACGAGAGGUGGGCUUGUGAAGACAGACUGGUCACAGGCUCCUUUCACUGCUUCUUACAGGAGCUUCAAUGGCGACAAUGCUUGUGUCUGGUCCAACGGAGCAUCGUCUUGCAGCUCGAGCUCGAAUGGGAAUCAAUGGCUUUCUCAAGAGUCGGAUUCUACGGAUCAGAGGAGGAUGAAAUGGGUGCAGAAAAAUUAUAUGAUUUAUAAUUACUGCACAGACGUCAAGAGAUUUCCCCAAGGCCUGCCGCCAGAGUGCAAAAUAGCUUAGACCAAAAUCCAGCCGCACUAUUCGUCUUAUAAAUUCUUUUAUCUAUUUUUGCAUUUCAAAAUUCUUUUAUUCUUUGAUAUUUUAUUUUCAAAAAAUUUAUCGAUGAAAUAGAAUUGUAGAUCCCAAAUGAAAGAGUCACACGAAAGGAUUACAUAUUUUGAGAUUUACAUAGAAGAGCUAUUUAAUAA